This is a messenger RNA of Pestalotiopsis fici W106-1, 594 nucleotides long. RefSeq lists its product as uncharacterized. Bases 1 to 594 code for a protein of 197 amino acids. The record is from RefSeq and is a predicted model, not a curated record. Lineage: Eukaryota; Fungi; Ascomycota; Sordariomycetes; Amphisphaeriales; Sporocadaceae. The transcript has a single exon.
AUGUCCAUCCAGGACGACGCCUUUGCGAAAUCUUUCUAUUCUUUCAUCAUGUCUGACCUCGGCCAGAAUAUGUCGACACUGGCGAGCGAUCCUGAAGUUUUACAAUUGUAUACCAAAGACUUCCAGCCGAAUCAUAGCUAUGGUACGCUCAGUUGGGACUACGCAAAAAGUAGCUUUGACAAUCUGACCAGCCACGGCAUGUCUCGUGAGCUGGGGGUGCGGCCCUCGACGUUUUACGUGCAAUACAUAUGCCAAGUGCCAGAGUUGAAAUCGACGGGAUCGCUGAUAGUGGCCAUAAUCCUUGCCGACCUGGUUUUCCUGACGACGGCCUGGUCGGCUCUGAAGCUCAUCACCACGUGGAGGCUUGAGAGAAAGGACAAGGCGGCAAUGUAUUGUGCUGGAUGUGUACGGUCAUUUGCGCGGAACGGGUACGAGCUUCAAAGUCUCGCCACGCCCAACAAGAAAUCGCAGACACGAUUGCCACAAGAGAGUCACACCACAUUCGACACAUCGUCGUUACGAAAUCGAGUGCGUGGUCAAUUUCAGUCUGUAAUGAAUGGGGAGUCUGAGGGCGUACGAUCUGUGUCUUGGUGA